This is a messenger RNA of Saccostrea echinata, 1035 nucleotides long. Its product is annotated as serine/threonine-protein phosphatase 6 regulatory ankyrin repeat subunit A-like. Gene Ontology annotation, molecular function: protein binding. The coding region runs from base 1 to 1035 and encodes 344 amino acids. The record is from RefSeq and is a predicted model, not a curated record. The transcript has a single exon. NCBI's taxonomy places the organism in Eukaryota, Metazoa, Mollusca, Bivalvia, Ostreida, Ostreidae.
AUGUUAGAAUUGCUUCUCAGCCAAGGAGGUGAAGUUGAUUUACUUGACUGUAAGUUUAGAACACCCUUAGCAGUAGCGGUGUUAAGAAACAACCAAGAAGCAGUAUCUCUUUUGGUGCGUUAUAAUGCUCCAAUUUACAAUUAUAUUUAUGAAUUAGAGAUACCAGCCUAUUCCAGGAGAAUUUUACAGGAUGCAUUACAAAACGGAAAUCGGAAAAUUGUGGAACACCUUUUAUGGUCUGGAACUGUCCCAAAUGAAAUUUGUAAUUCCUUCCCAUGGUCUUUUCAAAGUGAUGUUGUACCAAAAAUGUUAUCUUUGUUUCUGGACGAUCUUAAGAACUUAAGGAGCAGUCCUCUCGAAAAUGACUUCGUUAAAAUGUGUGAUGCAAUUUUCAACAAAAACUUUGCUAUGAUGUGUAACUUAUUCCACAAAGGCGAAACAAUUACUCUUUUUUCUGGUAUACAUAGUGAGAGUAACAAGAAAUGUGUUAAAAUGUUGUUGGCAAAUUUCCAUGAAAACUCUUUAAGCUUUUCAUCACUACAUUUUGCAGCAGUUUGUGAUUUCAAAAAAGCAGCGAAACUUUUGCUUUUGUACGGAGCAACCCUAUUUCAGAAAGAUGCAAUCGGCCGAACGUCACUUCAUUUGGCACAAAGCAGCGAAAUGGUUGAAAUACUGUUAAACACAAAACAUAAACCUAUAGAAACAUCAAAUUUGUCUUUUAGUACCUUAAAAUAUUGCUCCACCUUUGAAUUUGUUCCAUCUGCAAUAAGUACUCUAGGACAUCCUCAAGGUAUCGUAAAUGUCAAAGAUAACUUCGGUAAUACACCGCUUCAUUCUAUUACCAUGUCAGCAACAGAUGUUCCAAAUUGCCUCACAAUUUUGGAGAAAAUGAUCCAACAAGGUGCCAAUCCAUGUAUUUGCUGUAAAAGAGGUUAUUUACCCCUUGAUCAUUUCAGAACUAUAUCCUUGUUUCUUAAAGAAAGUGAUGUUGAUAGAGGGGAAAGAAUUCUUGGAUGUUCAAGAACAUUUUUUUAA